AUGUCCAAAGACAUUAUUGUGCUCGCACCAAAUGGGAGACGACAAAAAAUACAUUGUACCCCUGAUACUAGUAUUUUACAGGUUUUAGAAGAUGUAUGUAGUAAACAAGGUUUUCAACCUUCUGACUAUGACCUGAAACAUCAUAACCAUAUUUUGGAUUUGACAACCACUAUCCGAUUUUCAAACCUUCCUAACAAAGCUACGCUUGAAAUGGUUGAAGCAGAUACUAAGCGGAGGGAAUCAAAUGUUACCAUUGGCUUACAACUAGAAGAUGGUGAAAGAAGAACAGCAGACUUUUCACCCACUACAACUUUGUAUGAUCUGGUAAUAUCAUUGGCUCCAUCGGAAAUAGGUCUGAUACAACAACCAACAAUAUUAUAUAUGCGUCAAGAAGUUGUUGGAGAAAGUGCACUUAAAGGAAAAACUUUGAGGCAAUUAGGAUUGAUUAAAGGCAGGGCGAUUUUAAGAUUACUUAACAAACAAGAAGAGGCAAGACAGGCUAAUGUGUCUGCAUUUUAUAGAAAGUCUGUUAUUGAUACACAAGUUGAUAAAAAAGCUGCCAUGACCAUAACAGAGCCGGGUCCUACACAAAUUGCUGAGUCUGCAUCCACAGAAGUUAGUCAAACCAAGCAUGAAACAUAUGACCAGUCUGAUAGUUUGAAAAAAUUUAAAGAAGAAAUUCGUAAAGAACUAACAAAAGAGGAAAAAAUGUCAAUGCCUGAAAAAGUUGUAAAUGAGGAACCAGUAGUACAGAGUAAUGAAAGUGAAGAGACUAUGGAUGUUGAUAUAGAUAGUUCUACUUCAAGAAGCACACAUACACAAGAAAAUCUUGAAAGAAGACUUAAGAUUGAUGAAGAAGUGACAUUUCUUGGAAAUUAUAAAGCUAUAGCUUUUAAACAACCGGAUUCCAUGGAUCAUGAGCCAGGUGACCUGCCAGAUGACUUCUAUGAAUUAUCAGUUGAAGAAGUGCGUAAAUUGUACCAUGAUUUACAACAAAAUCGAUUGAGUCUUGAAAACACCCCACUUAUGUUAGCCUCGACUAGAGAUGAUAAUCACGCCCAGUCUUCUCAAGAAAAACUUAAUUUAUACAAGAAUGUUGUGGUACGGAUACAGUUUCCAGACCAGAUAAUACUGCAAGGGAUAUUUUCGCCAUCAAAUACUAUUGAGGAUGUCACAAAUUUCAUAAAAGAUCAUUUGCAUUAUCCUCAUGAAAAGUUCGAUAUAUUUACAACUCCAAUUAAAGAAUCUUUAGAGCCUAAAAUGACAUUACUGGAUGCAAAAUUUGUACCAUGUGUUCAUAUGCACUUCAAAUGGUCAAAUCAGGAUACCAAGAAUCAACUGUGUUUAAAGGAAGAAAUUUAUUCAAAGUUAACAGCACCAGAUGCAGCAAGUAUACUGGCUUCAAAAUAUAGAGCACCAAGUAGAAGUAGACAAGAUAAUGGAACUCAUAAUAAUCAGAAAUCCAGCAAACCAUCGACUUCAAAAGCCAGUAAAGUUCCACGCUGGUUCAAGAAUUGA
This is a messenger RNA of Arctia plantaginis, 1518 nucleotides long. The record is from the annotation of a GenBank genome assembly. Lineage: Eukaryota; Metazoa; Arthropoda; Insecta; Lepidoptera; Erebidae.